AUGUUUAAUAAUCGACAAUCUCGCCGGAGAUUCCGGUUAGGAAACUUAGCUAGACUUGUCCAACUGCGGCAAAGCGUCAGCAGCCAACCCCCACGAAGGACUGUUCAAGAAACUUUGUCUCAAUCACCACCACAGUCACCGCUAUUUCAUCCACAAUCACCACCGGAACCAAAGUCUUUACCCUUGUCGCCGUUAUCACCAAAAUCAAAGGAAGAGCCUGAAUCACAGACAAUGACACCACUGAUGUCAAAACAUGUCAAAACACAUCGAAACCUUCUUAUCCAAUCACCACCUAAGUCGCCGCCAGAAUCCACUGAAUCUCAGCAGCAAUUUCUAGCAUCAGUGCCUCUUCGACCGCUAACAACAGAACCAAAAACACCAUUGUCCCCCUCGUCAACCCUAAAGGCUACCGAAGAAUCUCAGUCCCAACCGUCUCCACCGCUUGAAUCUAUCGUUGAAACUUGGUUCCGACCAUCGCCUCCAACAUCAACAGAAACUGGUGAUGAAACUCAACUACCUAUACCACCACCACAAGAAGCCAAAACUCCACCGUCUUCGCCGUCAAUGAUGUUAAACGCUACUGAAGAAUUCGAGUCCCAACCGAAACCACCGCUUUUGCCGUCUAAAUCCAUAGACGAAACUCGGCUCCGAUCACCGCUUAUGUCGCAAGCAUCGUCUCCACCUCCUUUGCCGUCUAAAUCCAUUGAUGAAAAUGAAACAAGGUCCCAAUCACCGCCGAUUUCGCCACCAAAAUCUGAUAAACAAGCAAGAUCUCAGACACACUCAUCACCAUCACCACCGCCACUGUUGUCGCCGAAAGCUAGUGAAAACCACCAAUCUAAAUCACCUAUGCCACCACCAUCUCCGACGGCACAGAUAUCACUAUCGUCUCUGAAAUCACCAAUUCCUUCUCCAGCUACGAUCACCGCACCACCGCCGCCGUUUUCUUCACCACUCUCCCAAACUACACCGUCACCUAAACCAUCGUUACCCCAAAUUGAACCUAACCAAAUCAAAUCUCCUUCUCCAAAACUCACAAACACCGAAUCUCACGCUUCACCAGAGCAGAAUCUAGUGAAACCUGACGCCAACCUCAUGAACAAGAUUCCGGCUAAAAACGAAGUUCCGAAAAACAGGGGAACAUUAGAGAAAAAAACAGAGCCAAUGAUUAUGAUGUUCAUAAACAGUAACGUCCAAGGAUUCAACACUUCUCUUUCGCUUGAUUCAUCUUCCAUCGAUCAUAAACCAGGCGUCCACUUGACGAUCGAUUAUGAUCAAAGUUGUGAUUUUUCUUAACCACUGUUUUAAAUAAUUGCACAUAUUGUAAUACAAUCGUCUCUUCGUAUCACUAUUAUAUAUGAUCAACGUUGUGAUUUUUCUUCAAUUCUGUU
Arabidopsis thaliana (thale cress) is the source of this 1391-nucleotide messenger RNA. Its product is annotated as proline-rich family protein. NCBI's taxonomy places the organism in Eukaryota, Viridiplantae, Streptophyta, Magnoliopsida, Brassicales, Brassicaceae. The transcript has a single exon. The record is from RefSeq and is marked reviewed. The coding region runs from base 1 to 1296 and encodes 431 amino acids.